Messenger RNA from Paecilomyces variotii, 786 nucleotides. Its product is annotated as putative PaaI_thioesterase family protein. Bases 91 to 570 code for a protein of 159 amino acids. Gene Ontology annotation, molecular function: fatty acyl-CoA hydrolase activity. The record is from RefSeq and is a predicted model, not a curated record. Lineage: Eukaryota; Fungi; Ascomycota; Eurotiomycetes; Eurotiales; Thermoascaceae. The transcript has 10 exons.
UCAUCUUGUACCGUUCCCGAGGUCAACAUGACCUACUACUAACUAGUAAUACGUUGAUCGCUCGUUGCAACAAUCGACUGGUUUGGCAAAAUGACUGCAUUGAGAUUUGUAAAAUCUGUUUGGGAGUCCUUCCGGGCUACUUCGGGCCUAGAGCCGAGGCUUCUGGAUGGUCUCCGUGUCACUGCUGCCAGACCGGGCGUUGUGAACUUCGAGCUAGAUGUUAAGAAAGAGCAUACGAACCGUCUCAAUAUCCUACAUGGCGGUACAAUCGCCAGUAUGGUUGAUCUUGGCGGUUCCCUCGCUGUAGCUUCGAGAGGUCUCUUUGCUACAGGUGUUUCCACUGACCUCAAUGUUACCUAUCUUAGCUCGGGUGGUAAGAUAGGUGACAAGGUUCUUGCUGAGGCCAGCUGUGAUAAGUUCGGCAAGACCCUCGCCUUCACAUCGAUACAGUUCAGGAACGAGAAGAAUGAGCUCUUCGCUAGAGGCAGCCACACAAAGUACAUCGCCCUGGCUCACAAGGACCCGCAGAACAUUGUGGAGGAACUCAACCCGAAGAAAGAGUCGAAGUAAUUUUUUUCUUUCUAAAGACGUUAUAAAGUAAGAAUAGCGCUAGAAUGAUAUAUAAGUUAGAUUCGGUCUAUUCUUCAUAUCUCCCAGCCAAGCUGCUAUAGAAUUCAGAAAGAAGAUGGUAUUAUGUGUAUUGUACGGUUUGAGCACACGAUGAACUUCCAGGGAAGGGGAUUGUACUGUAUGACGUGCUAGACGAUUUGCUCUGGAACUAACGAC